AUGGGAUCCCUGUGGAGCUGGUGGGCCCUCUGGGCCGGAGCGACUCUCCUGUGGGGGUUGACCCAGGAGGCCACAGUGGACCCCAGGAACACUGGUGGGGAAGAAUUCCUCACGGCCUUCCUGCAGAAUUCCGAGCCCGGGUACAGCACGGCCUCUCUCUGCGUCUUCAUCUCCAGUCUGUCAGAGAACACCACCUCUGUCACCAUCCUCAGCCAGGCCGAUGGCACCUCCCAGAAGGUCACAGUGAAGCCUGGAGAGUCAGUCAUGGUCAACAUCAAUGCCAAUGCAGAGAUGACUGGCAGCAGCACUUUCCAGCGUGCUGUGGUGGUCCACUCUGACCACCGCAUCUCUGUGCAGGCUUUAAAUGCUAAGCCUGGAACAGCGGAGCUAACAUUGCUCUGGCCUGUUGGAGCCCUGGGCACAGAGUACUUUGUACUCACACCCCCAGGCAUCUCUGCCCAACAUGUAAAAGAGUUUGCUGUGGUGGCUGGCAGAGCCGGUGCCUCAGUUACUAUCAGCUUGAAGGCAGCAGUGACAUUCCGCAAUACUUUCCACCCAGCUGGUGGUAUUGUAAAUGUGACUCUGGAACCAUAUGGAGCAGCCCAGCUACAGAGCACAGCAGAUCUCUCUGGGUCAAGGGUCACAGCCAGCAGCCCAGUGGCUGUUCUUUCUGGCCACAGUUGUGUCCAGAAGCACACAAACUGCAACCAUGUGGUGGAGCAACUGCUCCCCACAUCUGCUUGGGGAACCCAGUAUGUGGUUCCCCCUCUGACCUUCCAGUCCCGCUAUGAUCUAGCCUAUGUUGUGGCCAGCCAGACCACAAAACUGACAUACAACCACGGGGGAACCAUUGGUUCCCGAGGCCUCCAGAGGGGCGAUGUGGCUGAGUUCGAGAUCCGGCCAACCCGGCCACUCUACCUGUCCGCAGAUGUGGGUAUCCAGGUUGUGCUGUUUGGCACAGGGGCCAUAAAGGGUCAAAUGACCUAUGACCCUUACCUGGUCCUGAUCCCAGAUGUGGCAGCCUACUGCUCUGCCUAUGUGAUCAAGAGUAUUCCAGGCACUGAGGGUGUGGCCCUGGUGGUUGCACAGACAAAGGCUACCAGUGAGCUAACCAUGGAUGGGCAGGCUUUGGGGGCCAAGCUCACCUGGGCGGCUGUGCCAGGCAGUGAGUUCUCCUAUGCGGAAGUGGACCUUGGCACUACUGACAGGAUGCACACAGCUGAAGCUUCCACCAGCUUUGGGCUGCUCACCUUCGGGCUGGCCCAGGCUGUGGGCUAUGGGACAGCAGCUGCCUGUGGAAAGACUCGGCUCUCCACAGCAGAGACUUCCUGCCAAGGCAUGCGGUGUACAUCUGGGCAGCGCUGCCAGAUGGUGAGUGGAAAGGCCAGCUGUGUGGCAGAAUCCACAGCUGUCUGCCGUGCCCAGGGUGAUCCCCAUUACACCACCUUCGAUGGCCGCCGCUAUGACAUGAUGGGCACCUGCUCCUACACCAUUGCUGAGCUGACUGGAGAGGACAUGAGCCUGCCGGCCUUCAGUGUGGAGGCCAAGAAUGAGCACCGGGGCAGCCUCCUAGUCUCCUACGUGGGCUUGGUGACCGUCUAUGCCUACAGCCACUCUGUGUCACUGGUUCGAGGAGAAACUGGCUUCGCCCGGAUUGACAAUCAGCGCUCCCGCCUGCCCGCCUCCCUGAGUGAUGGUCAGCUGCGUGUGUACCAGAGUGGAACACAAGGCGUGAUCGAGCUGGACUUUGGGCUGGUGGUCACCUAUAACUGGGAUAGUCAGCUGACAGUGAGCCUGCCCACGCGCUUCCAAAACCAGGUGUGGGGGCUGUGUGGCAACUAUAAUGGAGACCCUGCUGAUGACUUCCUUACACCUGAUGGGGUACAGGCUCCAGAUGCCUUGGAAUUUGCAAACAGCUGGAAGCUGGAUGAUGGGGACUACCUGUGUGAUGAUGGUUGCCAUGGCAAUUGUCCCUCCUGCACUGCAGGCCAGACCCAGCACUAUGAGGGAGACCGGCUCUGUGGUCUGCUGACUCUGGCCACAGGCCCCUUCUCUGCCUGCCAUGAGUUUCUGGACCCCAAGCCUUUCCUGGAGGACUGUGUGUUUGACCUGUGUGUGACUGGAGGGGAGCGCCUCAGCCUGUGUCGGAGCCUUGCUGCUUAUGCCCAGGCCUGUGCGGAACUGGGUGUCCCUGAUGGGAACUGGAGGUCACACGCAGGCUGCCCCCUGUCCUGCCCAGCCAACAGCCGCUAUGAUACUUGCAGCCCUGCCUGCCCAGCCUCCUGCAACUCAGAAGCUGUACCGACCAACUGCUCUGGGCGCCCAUGUGUGGAGGGCUGCGUGUGCCUUCCAGGCUUUGUGGCCAGUGGUGGCGAGUGUGUGCCCGAGUCAUCCUGCGGCUGCAUCUACCAGGGCCGCCCCCUGGCUCCAGGUCAGGAAGUGUUUGCUGAUGACCUAUGUCGGCAACGCUGCACCUGUGACGCGUCCACCCAAAAGGUGAUCUGCAAAGACACAUCAGGAUGUCCUUCUGGUGAGCGCUGCCGUGUGCUGAACGGCCUUCAGGGUUGCUAUCCCGACAACUUCGCCAGCUGCGAGGCGUCCGGAGACCCGCACUACGUGAGCUUUGAUGGAAAGCGCUUUGACUUUAUGGGUACCUGCGCAUACCUGCUGGUGGGCUCGUGCGGCCAGGAUGCUGCACUGCCCGAGUUUAAGGUGCUGGUGGAAAAUGAACAUCGAGGCAGCCAGACCGUGAGCUACACCAGAGCUGUGCGGGUGGUGGCCCACGGUGUAGAGGUGGCCGUGCGCAGAGAGUACCCAGCAAGAGCGAUGGUGGACGGCAUCCUUCAGUACCUGCCCUUCCAGGCUGCAGAUGGGAAAAUUGAGGUGUUCCGCCAGGGCAAUGAUGCUGUCAUACGCACAGACUUUGGCUUGACCGUUACCUUCAAUUGGGAUGCUCGUGUGACUGCCAAGGUGCCCAGCAGCUACGCCAAGGCUGUGUGUGGGCUCUGUGGGAACUUCAAUGGGGACCCAGAUGAUGAUCUGGCUCUGAAGGACGGAGGCCAAGCCAACAGCACUCUGGACUUUGGAAAUAGCUGGCAGGAGGAGAUAAUCCCUGGGUGUGGAGCAACUAAUCCUGGUGACUGUUCCCAACUAGAUUCACUUGUGGCCGAGCAACAACAAAGCAAAAAGGAAUGUGGGAUCCUUACUGAUUCUUCGGGUCCCUUCAGGGAGUGUCACAAGUUGCUGAACCCGCAGGGUGCAUUACGUGACUGUGUCUAUGACCUCUGCCUGCUGCCCGGUCAGUCUAAGCCACUGUGUGAUGCUCUGGCUGCGUAUGCUGCUGCAUGCCAGGCUGCUGGGGGCACUGUGCAUCCCUGGAGGAGCGAGGAACUUUGCCCACCGACCUGCCCACCUAACAGUCACUAUGAGCAAUGUUCCUAUGGAUGCCCAAUAUCCUGUGGAGACCUGAAAGUGUCCCAAGGCUGUGGCUCAGAAUGCCAAGAGAGCUGUGUUUGUGAUGACGGCUUUGCCCUCAGUGGUGAGUCUUGUGUGCCUCUGGCCUCCUGCGGCUGUGUACACCAGGGCAACUACUACCCAUCAGGAGAAACCUUCUACCCUGGACCCGGAUGCGACUCUCUUUGCCACUGCCACGAAGGUGGUGUGGUUUCUUGUAAGCCCUCAUCCUGUGGCUCACAUGAGACUUGCCAGCCGUCCAAUGGAGUCCUGGGCUGUGUGCCUGCGGGGACUACCACCUGCCAGGCAUCAGGAGAUCCUCAUUACGUCACCUAUGAUGGCCAGCGCUUUGACUUCAUGGGUACCUGUGUGUAUGUGCUAACACAAACUUGUGGAACCCUGCCCGGCCUAGACCAGUUCACCGUCCUGCAGGAGAAUGAGCCCUGGGGCAAUGGGUAUGCUAGUGCCACUAAGGCGAUCACGGUCCUGGUAGCCAACCACACCCUGCGACUGGAGCAGAGUCGGUGGAAGGUCCAGGUGGACGGUGUGGACAUGAAGCUCCCAGUGGAUCUGGAUGGGGGCAAGAUCCGUGUCUCCCAGCACGGGUCUGAUGUUGUGAUUGAAACUGAUUUUGGCCUGCGUGUGCUCUAUGACCUCAUGUACUACGUGCAGGUCACUAUCCCAUCCAACUACUACCAGCAGAUGUGUGGUCUGUGUGGAGAUUACAACGGGGACCCCAAGGAUGACUUCCAGAAGCCAAAUGGCUCACUGGCAUCCGACCCCACUGACUUCGGGAACUCUUGGGAGGAAGUUGUGCCUGACUCCCCCUGUGCGCCAGUGACUCCUCCCUGCACAGGGGACAGCUGUGGCACUGGCUGUAGCCCUGAGUUGGAGGACAAGUAUUAUGGGGUGGAGUUCUGCGGGCUGCUCACCAGCACCUCGGGGCCACUGGCUGCCUGCCACAAGCUGAUAGACCCCAAGGGUCUCUUGGAAGACUGUGUCUUUGAUCUCUGCCAGAGUGAGGGGAACCUGAGCAUUCUCUGCAACAACAUCCAUGCCUAUGUGAGCGCCUGCCAGGCAGCUGGAGGGCAAGUGGAACCGUGGAGGACCGAAACUUUCUGUCCAUUGGAGUGCCCCCCUCACAGCCACUAUGAGGUCUGUGCAGACACCUGCUCCCUGGGCUGCUGGGCUCUCAGUGCCCCGCCCAAGUGCCCAGAAGUGUGUGCUGAGGGCUGUGAAUGUGACUCCGGCUUCCUGUACAAUGGAAAAGCCUGUGUGCCCGUCCAGGAAUGUGGCUGCUACCACAAUGGGGUUUACUAUGAGCCAGAGGAGUCGGUUCUCAUUGAAAGUUGCCAGCAGCAGUGUGUGUGCCAUUCAGGAGAAGGCAUGGUGUGCAAGAAUCACAGCUGCAAUCCAGGACAGGUGUGCGAGCCUUCCGGAGGCAUCCUGACCUGCGUCACCAAAGACCCAUGCCACAAUGUCACUUGCCGGCCUCAGGAGACCUGCAAGGAUCAAGGUGGUCAGGCCGUGUGUGUGCCCAACUAUAAUUCCACAUGUUGGCUGUGGGGUGACCCUCACUACCACUCCUUCGAUGGCUGGAACUUUGACUUCAUGGGCACCUGCAGCUACCUGCUGGCAGGAACUGCCUGUCCUGGGGUCAGUGCCGAGGGCCUGACUCCCUUCACUGUCACAACCAAGAAUGAGAACCGGGGCAACCCGGCUGUGUCCUAUGUGAGACUGGUCACUGUGACUACCUACAAUACCAACAUCACCAUCCACAAGAACGAGAUUGGCAAAGUUCGGGUGAAUGGAGUUCUGAUGGUCUUGCCUGUCUACCUGGCUGGUGGACGGGUUUCAGUGGUCCACGGGGGCUUCAAGGCUAUUCUGGUGACAGACUUCGGGCUUCAGGUCACCUAUGACUGGAACAUGAGGGUAGAGGUCACACUGCCCAGUAGCUACCAUGAUGCAGUGUGUGGGCUCUGUGGAAACAUGGACAAAAACCCCCAAAAUGACCAAGUCUUCCCUAACGGCACAAUGGCACCCUCAAUACCCACCUGGGGUGGCAGCUGGCAGAUUCCAGGGUGGGACCCUCUUUGCUGGAAUGAAUGUCAGGGUUCCUGUCCAGUGUGCCCAGAGAACAAAUUGGAGGAGUAUGAGAGCCCUGGCUACUGUGGACCUCUGGCUCCUGGUGCAGGGGGCCCCUUUGCCAACUGCCACGCGCAUGUGCCUCCUGAGAACUUCUUCAAGGGCUGCGUGCUGGAUGUCUGCAUGGGCGGUCAAGUCAAAGACAUUCUAUGCCAGUCACUGGCUGCCUAUGCUGCUGCCUGCCAGGCUGCUGGCAUCCAAAUAAAGGACUGGAGGACUCAGGCUGGCUGUGAGAUGUCCUGCCCUGACAACAGCCACUACGAGCUCUGUGGCCCACCCUGCCCAGCCAGCUGCCCAUCCCCUGCACGCCACACAACCCCAGCUGCAUGUGGCGGGCCCUGUGUGGAGGGGUGCCAGUGUGACCAGGGCUUUGUGCUGAGUGCUGGGCAGUGCGUUCCCCUGGACAGUGGCUGUGGCUGCUGGGUCAAUGGCACAUACCAUGAAGCAGGCACCGAGUUUUGGACUGAUGCCAGCUGCUCUGAGAGGUGCCGCUGCGAACCUGGAAGUGAAUCUCUGAAUUGCACGUCUGCCAGCUGUGGGCUGGGUGAGGAGUGUGCUUUGUUGCCCUCUGGCCAGCUCGGCUGCCAACCAGCAAGCAUAGCUGAGUGCCAAGCCUGGGGCGAUCCCCAUUACAUCACCCUCGAUGGGCACCGGUUUGACUUCCAAGGCACCUGCGAGUACCUGCUGAGCGCACCCUGCCAGACGCCACCUGCAGGGACUGAAUACUUCAAUGUCACUGUGGUCAAUGAGCACAGGGGCAGCCAGGCGGUCAGCUACACCCGCAGUGUCACUCUGAAUAUCUACGGCCUCAGCCUGACCCUUAGUGCCAGCUGGCCAAGGCAGCUACAGGUGAACGGAGAGUUCGUUGCUCUGCCCUUCUACCUGGAUGAGCGACUGAGCAUUUACCUAAGUGGAGCAGAUGUAGUGGUGAAAACCGCAGCAGGGCUCUCCCUGACUUUCGAUGGCAACAGUUUUGUACGCCUGCACGUGCCUGCAGCCUAUGCAGGCGCCCUCUGUGGCUUGUGUGGGAACUACAACAAAAAUCCCAAUGAUGACCUGACAGCUGUAGAUGGAAAACCUGAGGGCUGGAAGGUGGGCGGAGCCCCAGGCUGUGACGACCAAUGCGAGUCUGAGCCUUGCCCAGAGACCUGCACACCUAAAGAACAGGAAUCCUUUAGUGGCCCCAACGCCUGCGGCAUCAUCUCAGACCCUGCAGGUCCACUAGCACCCUGCCACAGCCUCCUGCCACCCACGCAGUACUUCGAGGCUUGCUUGCUGGAUGCCUGUCAAGCUGAGGGCCAUCCAGGAGGUCUCUGUCCUGCCGUGGCCACCUAUGUGGCAGCUUGUCAGGCUGCUGGAGCCCAACUUGGAGAGUGGAGAAAGCCAGACUUCUGUCCCCUCCAGUGUCCUGACAACAGUCAUUACCAGCUCUGUGGUGACUCCUGCCCUGUGAGCUGCCCAAGCCUCUUGGCUCCAGAGGGCUGUGAAACCACCUGCCGGGAAGGCUGUGCCUGUGAUUCUGGCUUUGUGCUCAGUGGUGACACCUGCGUGCCCGUGGGCCAGUGUGGCUGCCUCUACAAUGGACGCUACUACCAGCUGGGUGCCACAUUCUACCCAGGCCCUGAGUGCGAGCGGCUCUGUGAGUGUGGGGCAGAUGGGCAGGUCACCUGCAAGGAAGGCUCAGACUGCAAGCCCUAUGAGGAGUGCCGGAUAGAGAACGGUGUUCAGGCCUGUUAUCCCUCUGGUUGUGGCCAAUGCCUGGCCAAUGGGGGCAUCCAUUAUGUCACUCUUGAUGGACGGGUGUAUGAUCUUCAUGGCUCCUGCUCCUACGUCUUGGCCAGUGUCUGUGACCCGAAACCUGGAGAUGAGGAGUUCUCCAUUGUGCUUGAGAAGAACUUGGCAGGUGAACCCCAGCGAGUGGUGGUUACCGUGGCAGGCCAUGUUGUGGCCCUGGCUCAUGGCCCACAGGUGACAGUGGAUGACGAAGCUGUGGUCCUGCCCGUAACUGUAGACCGUGUGACCGUGACUGCUGAAGGCCGGAAUAUGAUUCUGCAGACCAAGAAUGGGCUGAAGGUUCUCUUCGACGGCGAUGCCCAUGUCCUCAUGUCCAUCCCUAGUUCCUUCCGUGGGCAGAUCUGUGGCCUCUGUGGGAACUUCAAUGGGAACUGGAGUGACGACUUUGUGUUGCCCAAUGGAGACUUAGCCCCCAGUACUGAGGCCUUUGCAGAAGCCUGGCGAGCUCCAGGCUCCUCCCCAGACUGUGGUGAGGGCUGUGGGGACCAAGGCUGUCCUGUGUGCUUGGCAGAGGAGACAAAAGAAUAUGAGAAAAACGAAGCCUGUGGGAAGAUGCAGGAUGCCAAAGGCCCCUUCGCAGCCUGCCACCAGGUUCUGAGUCCCUUGGAAUACUUCCGCCAAUGUGUGUAUGACAUGUGUGCCAAUAAGGGCAACAAAACAUACCUCUGUCAAAGCCUGGCAGCCUAUACCGCAGCCUGUCAGGCAGCUGGUGCAACCGUGCAGCCCUGGAGGACAGAAGACUUCUGCCCUCUCCAGUGUCCUGCCCACAGCCACUACUCUGUCUGCACCAGCUCCUGCAAGGGCUCCUGCGCUGCUCUCGCUGGCCUCACCCAAUGCAGCACUCGCUGCUUUGAAGGAUGUGAGUGUGAUGAUCACUUCCUGCUCUCCCAGGGUGUGUGUGUUCCUGCCCAACAAUGCGGCUGCACCUACAAUGGCCACUAUAUGCCGGUGAACUCCUCACUGUUGACCUCAGACUGCAGCCAGCUCUGUUGCUGCUCCGGAAGCACCGGCCUGUCAUGCCACCCAACCAGCUGCCCAUCUGGCCAAGUCUGUAAGCUCCAAGACGGAGUCCGGAGCUGCCAGCCUGCCCAAGGUGUUUGCUCCAUCACUGUGGGGGCCAACCUCACCACCUUCGAUGGGGCUUACAAUGCCAUCAGCUCCCCUGGUGUCUAUGAGGUUUCUUCUCUCUGCCCGGGAAUCCAGAAGCCUGUGCCCUGGUAUCGUGUGGUUGCUGAUGUCCAGUCUUGUGAUGGCAAUGACAAGAUCGUGGACAAAGUCCACAUCUUCUUCCAGGAUGGACUUGUGACUGUGACCCAAAACAACGGCGUGUGGGUGAACGGUCUCCGAGUGGAUCUCCCAGCUAGCGUGUUAACAUCUGUGUCUGUGAAGAGGCUCCCUGAUGGCUCCAUGCUGGUCCACCAGGAGGGAGGGGUCCAGGUCCGGCUUGGAAUAGAUGGGCAUCUGGAUGUGAUGGUCGGUGAUGACCAUGCGGGCAUCCUGUGUGGGGCCUGUGGAAACUUCGAUGGGGACCAGACCAAUGAUAAGUUUGGCUCUCAGGAGAACACAUCAAUGGAGAAGUGGGAAGCACAGGACUUCUCCCCAUGGAAGCUGGCACUGUCUGCCUGGCAUGUGGCCAGCGGUAUGGGAUCCCUGUGGAGCUGGUGGGCGCUCUGGGCCGGAGCAGCCCUCCUGUGGGCUCGGCUCUCCGCAGCAGAGACUUCCUGCCAAGGCAUGCGGUGUACAUCUGGACAGUGCUGCCAGAUGGUGAGUGGAAAGGCCAGCUGUGUGACAGAGUCCACAGCUGUCUGCCGUGCCCAGGGUGAUCCCCAUUACACCACCUUCGAUGGCCGUCGCUAUGACAUGAUGGGCACCUGUACCUAUACCUUGGCUGAGCUGCACAGCACCAAGAAUUCCCUGCUGGCCUUUAAAGUAGAAGCCAAGAAUGAGCACCGGAGCACCAGCAAAGUCUCCUAUGUGCGUUUCGUCACCGUGCAUGCCUACAACCAUACUGUGUCCCUGUCCUAUGGAGAAAUAGGCAUUGCCCGGAUCGACUACCAGUACUCAAGCCUCCCUGCCUCCCUGGGAGAAGGUCGCCUGCGUGUGUACCAGAGUGGAACUCGAGGCAUGAUCGAGCUGGACUUUGGGCUGCUGGUCACCUUUGACUGGGAUUACCAGCUGACAGUGAGCCUGCCCAAGCGCUUCCAAGACCAGGUGUGGGGGCUGUGUGGCAACUAUAAUGGAGACCCUGCUGACGACUUCCGCAUGCCUGACGGGAAGCAAGCUUCUGAUGUCCUGAACUUCACCAAGAGCUGGAAGCUGGAUAAUGGGGACCUCUUAUGUGAUGACGGCUGUUACAGCAAUUGUCCCUCCUGCACCACAAGCCAAUCCGAGCUCUUUAAGGGAGACCUUUUAUGUGGCAUGCUAACUCUGCCCAUGGGCCCGUUUGCAGACUGUCACGGCUUCCUGGACCCCCAGCCUUUCCUGGAAGAGUGUGUGUACGACAUGUGUGUGACUGGAGGGGAGCGCCUCACCCUGUGCCAUGGCCUCAGCGCCUAUGCCAGAGCCUGUGUUGACCUGGGCAUCUCUGUGCGGGAAUGGCGGUCACGAACCAACUGCCCCUUGAUCUGCCCAGCCAACAGCCACUAUGAACUCUGCAGCCCUGCCUGUCCAGCUUCCUGCAACUCAGAAGCCUUACCGACCAACUGCUCUGGGCGCCCAUGUGUGGAAGGCUGCGUGUGCCUUCCAGGCUUUGUGGUCAAUCGUGGCCACUGUGUGCCCGUGUCAUCCUGCGGCUGUACCUACCAGGGCCGCCUGCUGGCCCCGGGUCAGGAAGUGUUUGCUGAUGACCUAUGUAGGCAGCGGUGCACCUGUGACGCAGCCACCCUGAAGGUGAUCUGCAGGGACACAGCAGGAUGUCUGCCUGGGGAGCACUGUGGGGUACAGGAUGGCUUCUUGGGUUGCUACCCGGAAUACUUCCGCAGCUGCCAGGCGUCCGGAGACCCUCACUACAGGAGCUUGGAUAUGCGGAGCUACAAUUUCAUGGGCACCUGCUCCUAUAUGCUCACCACCGCGUGUGGCCAGCACCCCUCCCUCCCCGACUUCAAAGUGGUUAUGGAAAACGAACGUCGGGGAAGUCAGAGUGUGAGCUUUGUACACUCUGUGCAGCUGGAGGUCUAUGGAGUGAAGUUGGAGGUGCCUCGGGACUACCCAGGCAAAGUGCUGAUGGACGGCAUCAUUCACUACCUGCCCUUCCAAGCCGCAGGUGGAAAAGUCGUGGCGUUCCGCAAAGGCAAAUACGCUGUCCUGCGCACAAACUUCGGCCUGACCGUUAGUUUCAACUGGGACACUCAUGUGACUGCCAAGAUGCCCAGCAACUAUGCUAAAGCUGUGUGUGGCCUCUGUGGGGACUUCAACGGGAACCCUCGUGAUGACCUGGGUCUGCAGAGUAAAGGGGAAGCCCUUGACCCUCGAGACUUCGGGAAGAAGUGGCUGGUGACAAUGAAGCCUGGCUGCAGAACAGACGAACAACUUUUGUGUCCUAAUAUGAGCAGUGAGGUAGCGAUGAAGAACAGAAAGAAGUGCAAGAUCCUCCGUGACAAGGACAGUCAGUUCAGGGAAUGUUGGAAAGUGUCCGCCUUCAACAGUGCCCUCAUAGAAUGCAUCUAUGAUAGCUGCCGCAUGCCGGGCCAGACUAAGCCACUGUGUGACACACUGGCCACAUACACCGCCAUCUGCCAGGCUGAAGGGGUCACUGUGUAUCCCUGGAGGAGUGAGAAACUUUGCCCAAUGAACUGCCCUCCUCACAGUCACUAUGAGCUGUGUCAACGAGGCUGUCCAUUGACCUGUGGAGACCUGCCGGUGCCUGGAGGCUGCGGCACAGACUGCCACGAGGCCUGUGUCUGUGAUGAAGGCUUUGUCCUUAGUGGUGAGACUUGUAUACCGCUGUCCUCCUGCGGUUGCCUAUACCAGGGCGUUUACCACCAUGUGGGAGAGGACUUCUAUCCUGGACCUGAAUGCAAUUCCAUUUGCCACUGUCAUGAGGGGGGCCUGGUGUCCUGUCAGGCCUCAUAUUGCAGCCCACAGGAGAUCUGUAAGGUGUCUUAUGGCAUCCUCAGGUGUGUGGCUGUGGACUCGGCCACCUGCCGGGUGUCAGGAUCUAUCCAUUACACUACCUUUGAUGGCCGCCACUUUGACUUUAUGGGUACCUCUGUGUAUGUGCUGGCUCAAACCUGCUGGACCCGACCCGGCCUGAAACCAUUCACAGUACUGCAGGAGAAUGCGGUCCGGGGCAACGAGCAAGUUGCUGUGACCAAGAUGAUCACCGUCCAGGUGGACAACUACACCCUGCAGCUGGAGCAGAAUCAAUGGAAGGUCAAGGUGAAUGGCGUGACCACAAAGAUGCCUGUGAUUCUGGAUGAAGGCAGUGUUCAGGCCUUCCAGCAUGGCUUAGAUGUGGUCAUCAAGACCAGAUUUGGCCUGCAUGUGUCCUAUGAUCUCAACAGCAACGUGCGUGUCACCAUUCCCCAUAACUACUAUAAACACAUGUGUGGUCUGUGUGGAGACUACAAUGAAGACCCCAAGAAUGACUUCCAGAAGCCGGAUGGCUCACAGGCUGUCAAUCCCAGUGAUCUGGGAAACUCCUGGCAGAAGACUGUGCCAGGCUCUUCCCACAGGCCCCAGCCUGCCUGCAAACCGGGACAGGACUGCAAACCAAAGUGUUCCCCAGACAUGGAGAAAAAAUAUCAUGAUAACCAAUUCUGCGGGCUGCUCACCAACCUCACGGGGCCACUGGCUGACUGCCACAAGCUGAUUGACCCCCAGGAUCCCUUGAAAGACUGUGUCUUUGAUCUCUGCCUGGGUGGCGGUAACCUGAGCAUUCUCUGCAGCAGCAUUCACGCCUACGUGAGUGCCUGCCAGGCAGCUGGAGGGCACGUCAAGCCAUGGAGGACCAAAAUCUUCUGUCCAAUGGAGUGCCCCGCUCACAGCCACUAUGAGGUCUGCGCAGACACCUGCUCCCUGGGAUGCUCAACCAUCACCACUCCGAUAGAGUGCCUGGACAUGUGUUCUGAGGGCUGUGAAUGUGACACUGACUACCUGCAGAGCACCACAGGCUGUGUGCCCAUGGAGAAAUGUGGCUGCCACCACGAUGGUGUCUACUAUGAGCCAGAAGAGUCGGUUCUCAUUGAAAGUUGCCAGCAGCAGUGUGUGUGCCAUUCAGGAGAAGGCAUGGUGUGCAAGGAUCACAGCUGCAAGCCAGGACAGGUGUGCGAGCCUUCCGGAGGCAUCCUGACCUGCGUCACCAAAGACCCGUGCCAAGGCGUUACCUGUCGGUCACAGGAAACGUGCACUGAGAAAAGUGGCAAGGGUGUGUGCAUACCCAAUUAUGAAGCCAAAUGUCUGGCGUGGGGAGAUCCUCACUAUCAUUCCUUCGAUGGCCUGAACACUAACUUCCACGGGACCUGCAGUUACCUGCUGGCAGGGAGUGUCUGUCUUGGGGUCAGCACUGGCGGGCUGACUCCCUUCACGGUCAUCACCAAGCAUGAGAGCCAGGGCAGCCCUGCUGUGUCCAAUGUGAAGAGGGUCACUGUGACUACCUACAACACCAGCAUCACCAUCCACAAGAAGGAGAUUGGCAGAGUCCAGGUGAAUGGAGUUCUGACGGCCUUGCCUGUCUACCUGGCUGGUGGGCGGAUUUCAGUGGUCCACGGGGGCUCCAAGGCUAUUCUGGUGACAGACUUCGGGCUUCAAGUCAUCUAUGACUGGAACUGGAGGGUGGAAGUUGUACUGUCAAGUAGCUAUUAUGGUGCAGUGUGUGGGCUCUGUGGAAACAUGGACAAAAACCCCCAAAAUGACCAAGUCUUCCCUAACGGCACAACGGCACCCUCAAUACCCACCUGGGGUGGCAGCUGGCAGAUUCCAGGGUGGGACCCUCUUUGCUGGAAUGAAUGUCAGGGUUCCUGCCAACCCACAAGCAUAGCUGAGUGCCAAGCCUGGGGCGAUCCCCAUUACAUCACCCUCGAUGGGCACCGGUUUGACUUCCAAGGCACCUGCGAGUACCUGCUGAGCGCACCCUGCCAAAUGCCACCCGCAGGGACUGAAUACUUCAAUGUCACUGUGGUCAAUGAGCACAGGGGCAGCCAGGCAGUCAGCUACACCCGCAGUGUCACUCUGAAUAUCUACGGCCUCAGCCUGACCCUUAGUGCCAGCUGGCCAAGGCAGCUACAGGUGGAUGGAGAGCUGAUAAUGCUGCCUUUCCAGCUGGACUCAAGACUGCUUGUUCACUUGAGUGGCACAGGCUUGGUGGUAAACACCAACUGGGGGCUCUCCCUGGCUUUCAAAGACAAUUUCCUGCGCCUGCGUGUGCCUGCAGUCUAUGCAGGCGCCCUCUGUGGCCUAUGCGGGAACUACAACAAAAAUCCCAAUGAUGAUGAGACAGCAGUGGGGAAACCUGAGAGCUGGAAGGUGGGCGGAGCCCCAGGCUGCGACCAAUGCAUGAAGGAGCAGUGCCCCAAACCCUGCACACCUGAGCAACGGAAACCCUUCCGUGGCCCCAACGCCUGCGGCAUCAUCUCAGACCCUGCAGGUCCACUAGCACCCUGCCACAGCCUCCUGCCACCCACGCAGUACUUCGAGGCUUGCUUGCUGGAUGCCUGUCAAGUUCAGGGCCAUCCAGGAGGUCUCUGUCCUGCCUUGGCCACCUAUGUGGCAGCUUGUCAAGAUGCUGGGGCCCACCUUGGAGAGUGGAGAAAGCCAGACUUCUGUCCCCUCCAGUGUCCUGACAACAGUCAUUACCAGCUCUGUGGUGACUCCUGCCCUGUGAGCUGCCCAAGCCUCUUGGCCCCAGAGGGCUGUGAAACCACCUGCCGGGAAGGCUGUGCCUGUGAUUCUGGCUUUGUGCUCAGUGGUGACACCUGCGUGCCCGUGGGCCAGUGUGGCUGCCUCUACAAUGGACGCUACUACCAGCUGGGUGCCACAUUCUACCCAGGCCCUGAGUGCGAGUGGCUCUGUGUGUGUAAGUCAGACGGGCAGGUCAUCUGCCAGAUAGAGUCCUGUGGUAUUCAUGAGGAGUGCCGGUUAGUGGAUGGCGUCCGUGCCUGCCAUCCCAGAAACUCUAAGCUAAUGGUGGUCCUUAAUGGCAUUCAUUAUGCCACGCCCGACGGACUGGUGUAUGACCUUUAUGGCUCCUGCUCCUACAUCUUGGCACAAGUCUGCCACCCGAAACCUGGAGAUGAGGAGUUCUCCAUUGUGCUUGAGAAGAACUUGGCAGGUGAAACCCAGCGAGUGGUGGUUAUCGUGGCAGGCCAUGUUGUGGUCCUGGCUCAAGGGCCACAGGUGACUGUGGACGGUGAAGCUGUGAACCUGCCUGUGGUUGUAGGCUCCAUGUUUAUAACUGUUGAAAGCCGAAACAUGUUCUUCCAGACAAAGAGAGGGCUGAAGGUUCUCUUCGAUGGUGAUAGCCAUAUCCUUCUGUCCAUCCCUAGUCCCUUCCGUGGACGUAUCUGUGGGCUCUCUGGGAACUUCAAUGGGAACAGGAGUGACGACUUUGCAUUGCCCAGUGGAGCCUUAGCCUCCAGUGCUGAGGCCUUUGGAGCCGCCUGGCGAGCUCCAGGCUCCCCCCUGGGCUGUGGUGAGGGCUGUGGGGCCCAAGGCUGUCCUGUGUGCUCAGCCAAGGAGAGAGAGGCGCAUGAGAAAAACGAAGCCUGUGGGAAGAUACAGGACGCCAAAGGCCCCUUCGCAGCCUGCCACCAGGUUCUGAGUCCCUUGGAAUACUUCCGCCAAUGUGUAUUUGACCUGUGUGCCCAUAAGGGCAGCAAAACAUACCUCUGUCAAAGCCUGGCAGCCUAUACCGCAGCCUGUCAGGCAGCUGGUGCAACCGUGCAGCCCUGGAGGACAGAAGACUUCUGUCCUCUCCAGUGUCCUACCCACAGCCACUACUCUGUCUGCACACGCUCCUGCCAGGAUUCCUGUGCUGCUCUCGCUGGCCUCACCCAAUGCACCACUCAGUGCUUUGAAGGAUUUGAGUGUGACGAUCACUUUCUGCUCUCCCAGGGUGUGUGCAUUCCGGCCCAACACUGCGGCUGCACCUUCAAUGGCCACUAUAUACCGAUGAACUCUUCAUUGAUGUCCUCAGACUGCAGCGAACGCUGCUUCUGCUCCCCAAGCACCGGCCUGACAUGCUAUCCAACUGGCUGCUCACCUGGCCAAGUCUGUGAGAUACGCGCGGGAGUCCGGAACUGCUGGCCAGCCAAAGGUCUUUGCUCCCUCUCUGUGAAAGGCAACCUUAUCACCUUCGAUGGGGUUCACAAUGCCAUCAGCUCCCCUGGUGUCUAUGAGCUUUCUUCUCGCUGCCCCGGACUCAAGAAAACUGUGCCCUGGUACCGUGUGGUUGCUGAUGUCCAUGGCAAUGACAAGAUCGUGAACAAAGUCCACAUCUUCUUCCAGGAUGGACUUGUGACUGUGACCCGAAGCAAUGGCGUGUGGGAGCUCAGCACGUGGUUGUACCGAGAUCCCUCUAGGAGCUCAGCACAUGGUUGUGCCGCCGAGAAUGGUUACAAUGAGAGGAAAUGA
Molecule: messenger RNA, 15960 nt
Organism: Microtus ochrogaster (prairie vole)
Lineage: Eukaryota; Metazoa; Chordata; Mammalia; Rodentia; Cricetidae
Product: Fc fragment of IgG binding protein
Exons: 38
Coding region: 1-15960 (5319 amino acids)
Cellular component (GO): extracellular matrix
Molecular function (GO): protein binding
Source: RefSeq, a predicted model, not a curated record